Messenger RNA from Populus nigra (black poplar), 1810 nucleotides. Its product is annotated as fructose-bisphosphate aldolase-lysine N-methyltransferase, chloroplastic. The transcript is spliced from 6 exons. Gene Ontology annotation, molecular function: [ribulose-bisphosphate carboxylase]-lysine N-methyltransferase activity; protein binding; protein-lysine N-methyltransferase activity. Lineage: Eukaryota; Viridiplantae; Streptophyta; Magnoliopsida; Malpighiales; Salicaceae. The coding region runs from base 40 to 1488 and encodes 482 amino acids. Gene Ontology annotation, biological process: peptidyl-lysine monomethylation. The record is from RefSeq and is a predicted model, not a curated record. Gene Ontology annotation, cellular component: chloroplast.
UUAUCCCAUUAACUGAAGGAAGUACUCUCGACUGUCCUAAUGGCCACACACUUACCUCUCUCACUCUCUCCUUCAAAACCCUUCAAAAACUCCACUUUCUUCACCAAGAACCCAUCUCUUCAUUUCAAGAAACCACUCUCUAUAACCUCUUUUCAGUCACCACCACCAGCAGCUGCUGCAGCGGCAGUGCAAACAUUCUGGCAGUGGCUGAGUGAUCAAGAUGUGGUGUCAGCCAAGACUCCUGCAAGGCCUGGUUUGGUGCCUCAAGGCCUGGGGCUGGUAGCACAGAGAGAUAUUUCAAGAAAUGAAGUUGUUUUGGAGAUACCAAAGAAGCUGUGGAUAAACCCGGAUGUAGUAGCUGCUUCUGAGAUAGGGAAUGUGUGCGGUGGAGUGAAGCCUUGGGUAUCCGUCGCACUUUUCUUGAUAAGAGAGAAGUUAAAGGAGGAUUCGACUUGGAGGCCUUAUUUGGAUGUCCUUCCCGAAAGUACUAAUUCCACUAUAUUUUGGUCGGAAGAGGAGCUUGCUGAACUUCAAGGAACCCAGCUCUUGAGCACAACAUUGGGUGUGAAAAGCUAUCUGCAGCGUGAAUUUCUGAAAGUAGAAGAAGAAAUCCUUGUCCCUCAUAAGCAGCUCUUUCCCUCCCCUGUAACGUUGGAUGACUUCUCUUGGGCAUUUGGGAUUCUCAGAUCAAGGUCGUUUUCACGUCUUCGUGGUCAAAACCUUGUUUUGAUCCCCUUGGCAGACUUGGUCAACCACAGCCCAGACAUUACCAUAGAAGAUGGUGUUUAUGAGAUUAAAGGAGCAGGUCUUUUCUCCAGAGAUCUCAUAUUUUCUUUGCGGUCCCCCAUUUCACUCAAGGCUGGUGAGCAGGUACUUAUCCAAUAUAAUUUAAACAUGAGCAAUGCUGAGUUGGCUGUGGACUAUGGAUUCAUAGAAGCAAAGUCAGACCGCAAUAUGUAUACCUUGACACUUCAGAUAUCUGAGUCAGACCCAUUUUUCGGUGACAAGCUGGAUAUUGCCGAGACAAAUGGUCUGGGUGAGAUAGCAGAUUUUGACAUUGUUCUAGGCAAUCCUCUUCCACCAGCAUUGCUUCCAUAUCUGAGGCUGGUAGCACUUGGGGGUACCGAUUCUUUCCUCUUGGAAUCUAUUUUCAGAAACACUAUAUGGGGCCAUCUUGAAUUGCCAGUAAGCCGUGCCAAUGAGGAGCUCAUAUGCAGAGUGGUCAGAGAUGCUUGCAAAUCUGCUCUUUCUGGAUAUCAUACCACCAUUGAAGAGGAUGAGAAGCUAAAAGGAGGAGAACUCAACCCAAGGCUUGAGAUUGCAAUUGGAAUAAGGGCAGGGGAAAAGAAGGUGCUGCAGCAAAUUGAGGAGAUUUUCAAGCAGAGACAAUCAGAAUUAGAUGAGUUGGAAUAUUACCAGGAGAGGAGGCUCAAGGAUCUUGGUCUAGUUGGGGAGCAAGGUGAUAUCAUAUUUUGGGAGUCCAAGUAAUUGAGGCCAUUACUUUCUGGACGCCCUUCAUGAAGUUCUCAAGAAAGAACACCCUUGGCAGUCGGCACGCACAUUAGUUGUAUUCAUAUCCAAGCAAUGCACUAAGAUAGUUUCUGCUGCCCUAAAUUCUCUUGCUUCAUGUAUUAUUCCAGUCGGCACGCCCUGUAUUUUUUUAGAAACAGUUGAUAUAACAAGAGUUCAAGGAAACGUAAAGGCAUUUGUAUGCCAAGUAGGUUCUGAAAUUUGCAUGCAAAGUUGAGGUCGGCGUUUUUGUAUAUUUCACUUUGCAUUAGGAAAGAAAUGGAUCCGUUUCUUUCAUUUA